This is a messenger RNA of Eremothecium sinecaudum, 1278 nucleotides long. RefSeq names its product Tti2p (gene TTI2). Bases 1 to 1278 code for a protein of 425 amino acids. The record is from RefSeq and is a predicted model, not a curated record. NCBI's taxonomy places the organism in Eukaryota, Fungi, Ascomycota, Saccharomycetes, Saccharomycetales, Saccharomycetaceae. The transcript has a single exon.
AUGCCAUCCGACUAUGACUUAUUACAAGGAUUUAUCCAGUCUUUUGAGAAAUUAACUGACGAUAUACCUCAAGAUGCUGAUAUCGUAGCUGUUUGUGAGGCAUUAUGCAGGUUAGAUUCAUCGGCGAUGCAACUGAAACCCAAAGUAAUCCUAUGUCUGUCAUUUUGCAGUGCUUCCGACUUAUUGAAACCUUCUACAACUAUGAAAUGUAGAGAUACGAUAAGGAGGUUUAUGGAUACAAAACUUCUCGACUACCUAAUUUCACAGUUGGUUCCGCUUCUCCCGCGUCUUAAGAAUGAAAGGACUACGGCGGCCGGCAGGGUUAAAAUACGGCAUGCUAAGAAUAUGCUAAUGCCCCAGUUGGGCUUUAGUUCCGCUGAAGAGGAACUUAUUAUGAAGUGGAAGGCUAAUGGUGGUUUGCGCAGUAUACCUCUCUUCCAUGUCGUAAUGACUAACAUUCGACUUGAUCAGGUUUCAGCGAACCUAUGGUGGAUAACCCCAGGAAUUCUUAAUUUACUGGAUGAUCCAACAGGUUGGUACAAUCUACAGUGUCAUGGUGUGCAAUUGCUUCAGCAGUUUCUGGAUUUAUGCGCUGAUAACGAAAAUCAAGCGUUAUUCUCCUUUGCAGGAACUGGGUUAUUCGACAUAUACCACCCUCUGCUCAUGAAUCUAUUCUAUAAUAUGCCUCCGAUGACAGAUGAAAACACAACUAAAUCUAUAUGGUCUGUUGUAUACCCUACGUUAACCUCACUGUACCGCGCACAGUAUGUUACAGAUACAACACGGUUCAAGCAUAUGAUCGGAAGACUUCUAUCCGAAACGUUCUUGCAAUUAAUCAUUCCAAAACUCUCCUACACUAAUAAAGAGCUGGCCUUGCAAUCUAUGGACUACCUUUUAGAUAUAAUAAACCUCUUGGGUGGUUUUUCAAUCAGAUAUUUGCAGCGAAUACUUUAUGUGCUGGGAGAAUAUAUAAUUCGAAGCCCUUAUCUGAUACUAGAUAUAACAUUGGAGAAGAAGUGUCUAGAGGUAUUGGAUAAACUAAUAACCGUAUGCCACAUUGACCGCAUCAUUGCUCACAAAUAUGACUUUCUUGCCUGUAUUUUACUUACCUACGAGAAAUUUGAUGCGGAAGAAAUGGCAGAUGAGGUAUCCAACCAGCUCUUGAUGAUUGCAUCGAAGUUGCAAAGCAUUGGCUGCGACUUCGCGAAUGACUACGAAGUACUCUGUAAAAAUAGACCCAACUUAGCUAGUAUUUUUAAAACAGUUAUUGACAUUUAG